This is a messenger RNA of Durio zibethinus, 726 nucleotides long. Lineage: Eukaryota; Viridiplantae; Streptophyta; Magnoliopsida; Malvales; Malvaceae. The record is from RefSeq and is a predicted model, not a curated record.
AUGGUUAUCUGCGGUUGUGAUAAUUUGAGAUCUUUGCCUCGUGAAUUAAACAAGCUCAGAUAUCUUAGCCUUUCUCGGUGUGAAAAACUCCAUGCCUUACCUAAAUGCAUCCACAACAUCGUCUCUAUGCGAGAAUUGCUCAUAUUUGAUUGUCCAAGUGUGAUAUCAUUUCCGGAAGAGGGGUUCCCUCCCAAUCUCACUUCACUUACAAUCUUGCAACCCAAUAUUUGCAAGUCAGUGAUCGAGUGGGGUUUGCACAAACUCACCUCCCUUAAACAUUUGUCCAUCAACGGUGCUUCUCUAGAUGUGGUGUCUUUCCCAUGUGAGGAAAUGCUUCUGCCCCGCACUCUCACCUCCCUCACAAUCUUCGGUUUUCCAAACCUGGAAACUCUAUCCUCCAAAGGCUUUCAAAAUCUCAAAUUUCUUGAAUCAUUGGAAAUCCGAAGCUGCCCCGUGAUCAAAUUCCUUCCGGAAAAGGAGAUGUUUGACUCACUUUUGCAACUAGAUAUUGUUGACUGUCCACUGCUAAGAGAACGAUGCAAGGAGGAUGAAGGACAAGAGUGGCCCAAAAUAGCCCACAUUCCUUGCAUUCUAAUUGCUAAUUUGUUACCGGAAGAAACGCCCAGAAAUCAGAUGGUUCUCUCCAGUGACUCGCAGAGACUAGUGAGUAGUGCCUUCUUAGGAGCACACAAAGUGGUUUUGCAAAAGCGGGAUGGAAAGACCUGA